Molecule: messenger RNA, 2162 nt
Organism: Centropristis striata (black sea bass)
Lineage: Eukaryota; Metazoa; Chordata; Actinopteri; Perciformes; Serranidae
Gene: klhl31
Product: kelch-like family member 31
Exons: 3
Coding region: 119-2026 (635 amino acids)
Biological process (GO): negative regulation of protein phosphorylation
Cellular component (GO): cytoplasm; nucleus
Molecular function (GO): protein binding
Source: RefSeq, a predicted model, not a curated record
UUCAGCCGGGCUGACUGCUGCUCUCUCUCUCCUGCUCCAGUAACUGGAGGCACAAGUUCCUUCUUCACCAGCCUCAACUUCAUCUCUCAGGUCUGGGCUGUGUUCUGCUGCUUCAGCCAUGGCACCCAAAAAGAACAAGACGAGCAAAAAGAGUAAAGGAGACAUUAAUGAAAUGACCAUAAUGGUCGAGGACAGCCCCAUCAACAAGAUCAACGGGCUCAACACUCUGCUGGAAGGAGGAAACGGCUUCAACUGCAUCUCAACUGAAGUCACUGAUUCUGUGUAUGCCCCAAACCUCCUGGAGGGUUUGAGCACCAUGAGGCAGGACAGCUUCCUCUGCGAUCUCACUGUCGCCACCAAGUCAAAGUCGUUUGAUGUCCACAAGGUUGUCAUGGCCUCCUGCAGCGAGUACAUUCGAAACAUCUUGAAGAAGGACUCGUCCCUCCAGAAGAUUGACCUGAACGACCUCUCACCUGUCGGCCUCGCCACAGCCAUUACAUAUGCUUACUCCGGAAAGCUGACCCUGUCACUGUACAGCAUCGGCAGCACCAUCGCUGCGGCCAUGCUGCUGCAGAUCGGCACCUUAGUGAAGAUGUGCAGCGAUUUCCUCAUGCAGGAGCUCAGCGUGGAGAACUGCAUGUACGUGGCCAACAUCGCUGACGCCUAUGACCUCAAAGGAACCAAGGAGGCCGCUCAGAAGUUCAUGAGGGAGAACUUCAUCGAGUUUUCUGAAAUGGAGCAGUUCCUGAAGCUCACCUAUGAGCAGAUUAGUGAUUUCCUCUCUGAUGAUUCCCUGCAGCUUCCUUCUGAAAUCACGGCCUUCCAGAUCGCCAUGAAGUGGUUGGACUUUGACGAGAAGAGGCUGAAGUACGCUGCGGAUCUCCUGACUCUCAUCCGCUUUGGCACAAUCGCGGCCCAGGACCUGGUGAAUCACGUCCAGAGCGCGCCCAGAAUGAUGCAAGACCCCGAGUGCCACCGUCUCCUCGUUGAUGCCAUGAAUUACCACCUGCUGCCGUACCAACAGAACAUCCUCCAGUCACGCAGGACAAAGGUGCGCGGCGGCCUCAAGGUGAUACUGACAAUUGGUGGACGCCCUGCGUUGACCGAGAAAUCUCUCAGCAAAGACGUUCUCUACAGAGAUGCAGAUAACGUGUGGAAUAAGUUGACAGAAAUGCCAGCCAAGAGCUUCAACCAGUGUGUGGCAGUGCUGGACGGCUUCCUGUAUGUGGCCGGUGGCGAGGACCAGAAUGAUGCAAGGAACCAGGCUAAACAUGCUGUUAGCAACUUCUGCAGAUAUGACCCUCGCUUCAACACUUGGAUUCACUUGAACAACAUGAUCCAGAGGCGCACACACUUCAGCCUCAACACCUUCAACGGCCUCCUGUUUGCCAUCGGAGGACGCAACAGCGACGGUGUUCAGGCCUCUGUGGAGUGCUACGUGCCCUCUUCCAAUCAGUGGCAGAUGAAAGCACCCAUGGAGGUGCCCCGCUGCUGUCACGGCAGCUCCCUCAUCAAUGGCAAGAUCCUUGUAUCCGGAGGUUACAUCAACAACGCCUACUCCAGGGCCGUGUGCAUGUACGACCCCUCCACCGACAGCUGGCAGGAUAAGAGCAGCCUGAGCACACCUAGAGGCUGGCACUGCGCCGCCACCGUGGGAGACCGGGCCUACGUCAUUGGUGGCAGUCAGCUGGGAGGUCGUGGGGAGAGGGUUGAUGUCCUCGCCGUUGAGUCUUACAACCCUAGCAGCGGGCAGUGGAGCUACUGCACGCCUCUUCACACGGGGGUGAGCACGGCUGGUAUUUCCAUUUUGAACAACAAGGUGUAUCUCCUGGGAGGCUGGAAUGAGGGAGAGAAGAAGUACAAGAAAUGCAUUCAGGUUUUCAACCCCGACCUCAACGAAUGGACUGAGGAUGACGAGUUGCCGGAAGCUACAGUCGGCAUUUCAUGCUGUGUCGUCACCAUACCCACACGGAAAACACGAGAGUCCAGAGCCAGUUCAGUAUCUUCUGCACCAGUCAGUAUAUAAAACGGUGGUCAUAAUGUAGUUUAUGUGUUUAAAGGUCUCCAGCUCUUCUGUUGCAAAAGUCUUGGGCUUUAAAAUCAACCAAUAUUCCAAGAUAAGUCUACAAUGGUCAUCAUCUUUGUUAAAAAAUAAUAAUAAC